UUACGCACAACACAGUUAUCCGUCGUGUUUCUGGCGGCGGCGGCGGCGGCGGAAACUACGGCAUAGUGUUACCUCUAUCCAGUGAACUGCGGGAGCCAAUCACGACAUCGGGCAGGAAGUGUCCAAGUGCAUCGGAGACAUCGAUUUUCAGUGUUGUUCAAUACUUGCAGGACUGUUUGUGAUCGAGAAGAGCUCCGAGCGAUCCGAUUCCCUCCGACAUGCGCUUGACAGAGUUCAGCGACUACAUUUGGUCUCUGCGAGACCCUCGGACAGAGGGAUGGAGUUUGUCCGCGGACUACAAAUUUAUCUUUCCGCUCAUCGCCCUCUACCUGUACGUGGUGAAGAUCAAGGGCCCCGAGCUUAUGAAAAGCCGUCCAGCCUAUAAUCUGAAGCCAUACAUACUCACCUAUAAUGCCGCCAUGGUCAUAACGAAUGCGUUCUUCUUCUGGAACUACUGGAAGAGAUCCUACGGAGGGGGUGGCUACAAUCUCUUCUGUCAGGGAAUUUCCUACUCGACGGACAAGAAUUCGAUGGAGAUCUUGGAACUGACAUGGUGGUACGUGCUGGUUCGGAUCGCGGAUUUCAUCGACACGAUUUUCUUCCUCCUGCGAAAGAAGUACGAACACAUCUCGACGCUACACGUCGUCCAUCACACGCUUGUCGUCUUCUCGGGCUGGCUCUGGCUGAACUUCGGCUCCGAUGGACAAGUUCUCCUGGGAAUCUGCUUCAACGCUUUCAUCCAUGUCAUCAUGUAUUCGUACUAUGGUUUCGCAGCCCUCGGACCCUGGACCCGGAAGUAUCUCUGGUGGAAGAAAUAUCUCACCAAACUCCAGAUCUUCCAGUUCCUCUUCCUGAACGGUCACAUCCUGAUCCCGCUCUUCUACGACUGUGGAUACCCGCGUCCGCUCAUAUUUCUGGCUGUCGCUCAAGGCUUGCUCGGCCUCACACUAUUUAUUAACUUCUACAUCGAAAAAUACUGUUCUUCCCCCGCAGCCUGCAGGACGAUCAAAAUGACACCAGGCGAGGAAGCGGGCGGACAGAGACUUCUUGUAGAUAGUCGAAAAAACGCUUGAACGAUUAGCGAAUUGUCGAAACAAAAUAGGAGAGUGGAAUGAUUGUCGAAAGGAUGACUGCUAUGAUUGAUUCGAUCAGCGAAUAGAGAUUCUAGUGGGUAAAUUCUGGAGCUUACCCAUGAUGUGUAUGGAUCAAGAAUGAAACGAGCGGGGGCAGCGACAGUAACAGCCAUCGCUCGGGAUGAGUAUCUGGAAAUGAAAGUUGUUCCCGUUUUGAGCAGUGUACCGG
Galendromus occidentalis (western predatory mite) is the source of this 1302-nucleotide messenger RNA. Its product is annotated as elongation of very long chain fatty acids protein 4. Gene Ontology annotation, cellular component: endoplasmic reticulum membrane. Lineage: Eukaryota; Metazoa; Arthropoda; Arachnida; Mesostigmata; Phytoseiidae. The coding region runs from base 219 to 1073 and encodes 284 amino acids. The transcript has 2 exons. Gene Ontology annotation, biological process: sphingolipid biosynthetic process; fatty acid elongation, monounsaturated fatty acid; fatty acid elongation, polyunsaturated fatty acid. The record is from RefSeq and is a predicted model, not a curated record. Gene Ontology annotation, molecular function: fatty acid elongase activity.